GUUAGGACGUCGACCGACAAAUGCGGCGCAGCCUUUUAGUCUGCUCAGUCGUUCACAGCCCACAACCCGCGGAUUUACAAUCAACAAUUCAAACAGAUUUCUGCACGGGCUACCUUUCUUUCCCGUUUCUACAAACUUCAAACAUGGGACGCUCCCUGUUGUGUGAAAGCAGUCCCAUCCCCCCUCGCUAUCAUGAUGUGGUGGUUCGUGUCUCCAAACAUGGUGUAGCCAAACUUUCCGUUUUGUGAGGCAGCAGCAGCCCACCAGCACCGAACCAGGAUGUCCAGCAGCUCGGGCUACCCCCCCAGCCAGGGGUCGUUCAGCAGCGAGCAGAGCCGAUACCCGCCACACUCUGGUGUCCAGUACGCCUUCACCGGAUCGCGCCACCAACAGGAUUUCCCCGUCCCAGACUACCGCACUCACAUGCAGGAUCCACAGGGCCGCAGACGGCUGUCCUUGCUCUCCGAGUUCCACCCCGGAGUCGAAAGGCCUCCGGAGAGGCGCCACCAUGAUUACGAUCGGCAGUUUCACUCUGUCACAGCGCAGGCGGAGCACGAGGCCCUGGAGGCCAAGCGCCCUCGCAUGGAGACCGUUGCCGAGGCCCAUAUCAACCGCACCCCUCCCACUGCUGGGGGUAUUGUGCUGCCCAUGCCCCACACUGUACAGGACAGCUUAAGAGCCAGUGUAGAGGUCAAAAAGGAGUCUCCGUUCACCGUCAAAGUGGAGUCCCCGUCGCCGGGAGGACCUGCGCUGCUCAUGGGGGAAGAGCAGGACACGUCUCCCUCCAAACUGUCCAAGGAGGAGCUGAUUCAGAGCAUGGACCGCGUGGACAGGGAGAUUGCGAAAGUGGAACAGCAGAUUUCCAAGCUGAAGAAAAAGCAGCAACAACUCGAGGAAGAAGCAGCGAAGCCCGUGGAGCCAGAAAAGCCAGUGACCCCUCCUCCGGUGGAGCACAAGCACCGCAGCAUCGUUCAGAUCAUCUACGAUGAGAACAGGAAAAAAGCUGAGGAGGCCCAUAAAAUAUUGGAAGGUCUUGGCCCCAAAGUUGAGCUGCCUUUGUACAACCAGCCGUCAGACACAAAGGUGUACCACGACAACAUCAAAACAAACCAAGUCAUGCGGAAGAAGCUGAUUUUGUUUUUUAAGAGGAGGAACCACGCACGUAAACAAAGGGAACAGAAGAUCUGCCAGCGCUACGACCAGCUGAUGGAGGCAUGGGAGAAGAAGGUGGAGCGCAUGGAGAACAACCCCAGACGUAAAGCCAAGGAGAGCAGAACACGGGAGUACUACGAACGGCAGUUCCCCGAGAUCCGCAAGCAGCGAGAGCAGCAGGAGCGCUUCCAAAGAGUCGGACAAAGAGGAACGGGUCUUUCCGCAACAAUAGCGAGGAGCGAGCACGAGAUCUCUGAAAUCAUCGACGGUCUCUCGGAACAGGAGAACAACGAGAAACAAAUGAGGCAGCUGUCCGUCAUCCCUCCCAUGAUGUACGACUCAGAGCAAAGGCGGGUGAAGUUCAUCAACAUGAACGGCCUGAUGGACGACCCGAUGAAGGUGUACAAAGCUCGGCAGUUCAUGAAUGUUUGGACGGAACACGAGAGGGAGAUCUUUAAGGAGAAGUUCAUACAACAUCCCAAGAAUUUUGGUUUGAUUGCCUCGUAUCUUGAAAGGAAGUGUGUCGCUGACUGUGUGCUGUUUUACUACUUGACCAAAAAGAACCAAAACUACAAGGCGUUGGUCAGGAGAAACUACGGCAGGAGGAGAGGACGGAACCAGCAAAUAACACGUCCCUCACAAGAAGAGAAGUCGGAAGACAAGAACGAAGAGGACAAAGCUGAGAAGUCUGAGAAAAAAGAGGACGAGGAAAAGAAGGACGAGGAAGAGAAAGAUGAAAAGGAGGAUUCUCGGGAGAUUGGCAAGGACAAAGACAAGUGUGACGGUGGGGAGGACGAGGACGGAAAGGAGCAAAACACGCCGCGUGGCAGGAAGACUGCCAACAGCCAGGGCCGCCGCAAUAGAAGGAUCACCACACGCUCCAUGGCCAAUGAGGCUGCGUCCGUCGCAGCCGAGGACACGCCUCCUCCCGCCUCUGAGCCCGCCCUGCCAGAUCCUCCACAGCUACCUAAAUCUGAUCAAGCGCAGAAGGGAAUGAAGGAGCCCGCAAAGUCCCUCACUCCGGUAGCAGCAGAUGCUAAUAAAGCUGGCGCUGGUGAAAGCGGAGAAACUUCUCGCUGGACCGAGGAGGAGAUGGAGGUCGCCAAAAAAGGGCUAGUUGAACAUGGCAGAAACUGGACGGCCAUCGCCAAAAUGGUGGGCACCAAAAGCGAGGCGCAGUGCAAGAACUUCUAUUUCAAUUACAAGAGGCGCCACAACCUGGACAACCUGCUCCAGCAGCACAAGAAGGAUACUCGCAGAGCUCGCGCUGAUACGUCUCAAGGGGAAGGCCAAGCCACGGCGUCACCUGAUGAUGACGAGGACAAUGCAGAUGACAGUGAAGCUGGUGAUAACAGCUCUGAUACAGAGAGCGCACCUUCGCCCUCUCAGCCCGACUCCUCAAAACCGGUCGACUCAAAGAGACCUGAGAGCACGGCGGGCGAAGCUCUGGGCACAGACCAGGACAAAAGUCAAGCCAGCAAUGGAAAGCCCGCAGAGCCUUCAUACGGGGAGCUUCGCGUCAAGGAAGAGAAGAGCCCAGAGAGCGAGAGCGGAUCCCAGGAAGAAAAAGUCAAGCUUUCUUCCUUCCCUGGCCCCGUGCAUCCCAAAACCGAACCUCAGGACGUGGACAUGAAGACCGGUGAGGUUCAAGUCAAGGUGGAGCCCGAGAUCAAGGAGAAGGGCGAGAAGGGAGAGCCGGGCGAUCGGCAGAGGGAGCUCCACUCGGACAAUGACUCGAGCGCUACCUGCAGUGCUGACGAAGAUGUGGAGUCCGAGCCUGAUCGGCAGAGAAUAUACUCCAUGGAAAAACCGUCGUUGCUCAGCCCUCCGGGAUCGGUGCUCAUGCCCUCGCCCAAGCAAGCCCAGCUCAACAUCCAGCAGCUGCAGCACAGGGCAGCUGCCAUCCCUCCUAUGGUGCCUGGUUCUUACGGUCCCGGCGGCAUUCCCAUCAGCGGUUUAACCAUGCUGCAGCACCAGAUCAAAGCAGCGCAUGAUUCGGCUCACCAGGAAGAGAAGCAGCGGCAGGAUCAGGGCGACCUGGAGCGCAGGCCCCACUUCAACACCCGCAGCCCUUCUGUGCUGGACAGAGACGUCCUCCAUCCCAACCCCUCCCAGCUGGUCCAGAGCAUGAACGACGGAGUUCGUCUGCCGUUCAACAGACACAGUCGACCUCCCAACAUUCCUUCUCCUCCUCCGCUCAUUCCAACCAACAAGCCCACAGACAAGCCCUCCUUCAUCCAGGGCGGCUCCAUCUCCCAGGGAACUCCUGGCACUUAUUUGCCCUCUCAUGCCAUCUACGGGCCGGAGGGGACGAAGAGCUCCGGGGGCUCCAUCUCUCUGGGGCUGCCACGGCAGAUGGACCCCAACAAGCCCGCAGGAGCUGUGGUUUCCUCCAUCCAGGACGGCAGAGGCAACCCGGCAAAGGUUGGUGAAGGCCUGGCUUUCAGAGGAUCCAUCACUCAGGGCACUCCAGCUCUGUCCCAGCCUAGCAUAGCUGCUGACCUCCUGAAGGGCACAAUCACAAAGCUGGCCACGGAGGACCUGGGCAGCCCAGAUAAAGCCAGGGGGGAGCAGCUGGCUAAAGUCAUUUAUGAAGGCAAAAGUGGCCACAUCCUCUCCUAUGAUGGUAUAAAGAAUCCCAGGGAAAACACCAGAAGCCCCAGAACAGGUCAUGACCUGAAACGCACCCACGACAUGAUGGAGGGUCCCAUGGGAAGAGCGCACCAUGGCAGGGAGGGCGCUCCGUUUGAGGGUCUGAUCAGCCGGGCUUUACCUAGAGAAGGGCAUCAUGGCGACUCCAAGGAAAGAGCGCUGAUCCCUGGAUCCAUUAUGCAAGGGACACCGAGAACUACCGCUGACGCGUAUGAGGACACGGUGAAAUACGGGAAGCUGAUAAAAACAGAAAGCCCGCCUAUCCGAACAUUCGAAGAGGCCAUCGGCAAAGGCAAGCCCUACGAAGGAGUGAACACCAUCAAAGAGAGGGGGCGCUCCAUUCACGAAAUCCCCAGACAGGACCAACCUGGACAGGACAUGUGCAAGACUCCUGACCUGCCUGACAGGAGGGUGAUAGAGGGCUCCAUGCCUCAGAGUUACUCCCUGGGCCAGCCGACCAUCAAACACAACGUCAAGUCCCUCAUCACCAGCCCCAGCAAGCUUCCCCACAGCAUGCCGCAGCUGGAGGCCAUGGAGCGACCCAAGUACGAGGAGGGCAAGGCGGUGCGGCACUCUGUGGUCAACAGCACGGCCUCCGUCCUGCGCUCCACGCACCAGGAGGCCGGGAAGUCCCAGCACAGCCCCAGCAUGUACGAAGACGCCAGCGCUCGCAGGACGCCCGUCAACUACAGCACCAAUCCCGUCUCCAGAGGAUCCCCCAUGCUGGGACGGGGGUCAGAGGGGGGCAUGAGUUCUGCCAAAUCCGCUGCACAUGACAGGAAGAGUGCCAUGACCCCGACGCAGAGGGACAGCAUCCCAUCCAAGUCGCCUGUGUCGGUGGGCGACCCCGUGGCCUCCCACAGCCCGUUCGACCCCCACCACCGGCCUUUGGUUCCCGGAGAGGUGUAUCAGACCCACCUGCCCCCACACCUGGACCCCACCCUGGCCUUCCGCCACAGAGGCCUCGAUCCUGCGUUCAUGUUUCCCCGGCAACCCUCACCAACCGGCUACCACAACACCUACCAGCUGUACACCAUGGAGAACACUCGGCAGACCAUCCUCAACGAUUACAUCACGUCGCAGCAGAUGCAUGGCAUCCCUCGGCCCGACAUGGCCAGAGGGCUGUCGCCGCGGGAACAACCCGUCGCCAUCCCGUACCCACCGCCUCCUCGAGGGAUUAUUGAUCUAACCCAGAUGCCUCCAACUAUCCUGUUGCCUCACCCUGGGGGAACAGGUACUCCCACUUUGGAACGCGCCUACCUCUCUGGAGCUCAGCCCCCUUUCCCUCCUAGGCAUUUCAACCCAGCCUCCAUAUCGCCAGGCCAUCCAGUCCACCUUGCUGCUAGUGCAGAGAGGGAGCGGGAGCAGGAGAAGGAACGGGAACAAAAGGAAAGGGAGAUCAGAGAGCGGGAGCGCACUAAUGAGUACAUGCGUGGAGGCGCCCCGGAGCAGCCGGGCCGGCCAGGGAGCCGAGGUUAUCUGCAUUCCCCUUCUCCGUCGCUCCGGACCCAGGAUGUGGUCGUUCAGCAGCGGCCGAGCAUCUUCCAGGGAAAAAGUGUCAUCACCUCACUAAUGUAAGCUCAUAAAAU
This is a messenger RNA of Poecilia latipinna (sailfin molly), 5393 nucleotides long. It is a transcript of the gene ncor1, whose product is annotated as nuclear receptor corepressor 1. The coding region runs from base 280 to 5382 and encodes 1700 amino acids. Gene Ontology annotation, cellular component: chromatin. The record is from RefSeq and is a predicted model, not a curated record. The transcript has 36 exons. Gene Ontology annotation, biological process: negative regulation of transcription by RNA polymerase II. Gene Ontology annotation, molecular function: transcription corepressor activity; nuclear thyroid hormone receptor binding. Lineage: Eukaryota; Metazoa; Chordata; Actinopteri; Cyprinodontiformes; Poeciliidae.